AUGGCGGAUGCCUGCGGAGCAGGUGUAGCUACUUCCAGCUCUGGUGCUGGGGCGCUCCCGCCGUGGCAGGCCUGCAGCCCGACCCAAGCUGGGCACACAGCUGUGUUCGCAGAUGUGAUCCAGCCCCAGCAUCUGGCUCCAAGCUGGCAGCAGAAGCCCCGGAAAAGGAGCAGCCUUCUCCAGCUGCUGGGUGCCUUCCAGGUCAUUCUUGGCCUGCUGCACCUGCUCUUUGGGGGCUUCCUGGCCGGCACAGUCAAGAACCUUCACCUGGUUGUGCUGAAGUGCUGGUACCCAUUCUGGGGGGCUGCUUCCUAUCUCGUUUCAGGGGUCUCGGCGAUAUGCAUGAAGACCUUUCCUAAAUCGUCUCUGAAGGUGCUGUGCCUGCUGACGAGCCUCAUCAGCUUCCUGUGCGUGCUGUCCGGCCUCCUGGUCAUCGUCAAGGACCUCUUUCUGGAGAACUCAUUUGAGUCCCCGGUCUGGAAACCGUACCCCAACCACAUUGUCCACAUCCAGAGGCUGGAGCUGGCCCUGCUCUGCUGCACCCUCCUGGAGCUCUUCCUGCCGGUGCCCACAGCCAUCCUGGCCCAUAGGGAGGAGCGCCUGUCUGCAGAGGCAGGGGAGUCAUUCCUUGUUCCCGACACUCCGUGGGAACUCCAGGCUCCAACGGUGGGGCCACCACCCUCCUACGAGGAUGUGACUCAAGACCACAGACAAAAGGAGCAAACUCAGAGGUGA
Molecule: messenger RNA, 735 nt
Organism: Lepus europaeus (European hare)
Lineage: Eukaryota; Metazoa; Chordata; Mammalia; Lagomorpha; Leporidae
Gene: MS4A10
Product: membrane spanning 4-domains A10
Exons: 6
Coding region: 1-735 (244 amino acids)
Biological process (GO): cell surface receptor signaling pathway
Cellular component (GO): plasma membrane
Source: RefSeq, a predicted model, not a curated record